AUUGUUAUCAGUCGUGCCUAUCGUAAGUUUCCGAUGCACAGCUGUGCAAUAGUGCAACUGACGAAAUGGUGAUCGUUUUAGCUGUCUGUUUGUUGGUGAACUUUGUGGCCGGUUUUACGGAAGACGUGUCGCCAUGUUUAGGGGACAAACCGUACCUGCCUCAUCCGACGGACUGUGGCCGCUAUCUCACCUGCAUUGGAACGAAAGCCAUCGAACAGCAUUGCCCUCGCGGUUCGGAAUGGGACACGGUGGAGUCUACGUGCAUUAUCCCCAUGGUGCCAACGUGCAUCAGGAAAGAAACGUUGGCUUUAGUACCGGGCCCACUAGUAAGCAAAUGUCCUCCUCAGCUAACCCGUUGUCCUGUGCAUGCAAAUCCGGCCGAGGAGGUGAUCUUCAUACCGCACAGUGAUUGUCAUAAGUUCUACGCCUGUGUGUCAACCGUUCCGGUUGAGCUCAGCUGUCCGAAACGGCUCUACUGGAACCAUGAGUCAUGCCAGUGUGACUAUGAACAUGCGGCCAGUACGCAGUGUGUUGUGGGGAAGCCAAAGCCAACGGUAGGGUUACCCGCUUACAGUCGUGUUCGCCGCUCGGACGAGGAUGGUACGACGACGGAGCCGGAGGUAUCUGGUGCAACCAUUCGGGGAGUGUCCUCGGUUUUGGUGCUGAUUUUUACGGUGCUGUUAAAUAUAUGA
Anopheles maculipalpis is the source of this 692-nucleotide messenger RNA. RefSeq names its product peritrophin-1-like. Gene Ontology annotation, cellular component: extracellular region. The record is from RefSeq and is a predicted model, not a curated record. The transcript is spliced from 2 exons. Bases 66 to 692 code for a protein of 208 amino acids. NCBI's taxonomy places the organism in Eukaryota, Metazoa, Arthropoda, Insecta, Diptera, Culicidae. Gene Ontology annotation, molecular function: chitin binding.